AUGUUCAAGUGGUGUAUUGAGAGAGAGAGAGAGAGAGAGAGAGAGAGAGAGAGAGAGAGAGAGAGAGAGAGAGAGAGAGAGAGAGAGAGAGAGAGAGAGAGAGAGAGAGAGAGAGAGAGAGGCAUAACAGUACAGGAGCCGAUAAAGCAGUCGUUCUGUGGGUCAAUGAGAAGAGACACCCACUGGAAAUGUUUGAUACUGUCUCUGCUCAUUUACGGGUGUCUCGCCGCCAUCGCCUGGUGUCGUCUGGCCGUCGUGUCGCGGGUAGUUGUCAGUUUCUAUCAGGUCCCUAUGACUAGGGUGAACCAAGCAAGCCCUUGUGAUGAUGGAUACGUUUACAUUCCUGUGGCAUUUGUGAUUAUGUUAUAUUUGGUGUACUUGGUCGAAUGUUGGCACAGCCAUACCCGCAUUGAACUUCAUUACAAAAUAGACGCCAAUACGGUGUAUGAACGGAUUCAGAUCAUGCGCGAGGCUUUACCCGUGAUAUGGUGGAAGGCAGUGUGCUACCAUUACGUACGCAGAACUCGGCAGGUGACGAGGUACCGUAAUGGCGACGCCUUUACCACAACCCAGGUGUAUUACGAGAGAGUCAACACACACACGGCAGGAUCAGCUUUCAACUUUAACAGCUGUGGUGUCAAGGAUAUUUCAAAACACCUAUCAGGCCUGGAGAACUACCCGGCAACAAAAAUAAAGUUCUCAAAGGCGUUUUCCUUCGCGAAUUACGAUGCGGAGAACGAAUUUGAGGAUCAGCGUGCUGACUUUUUCCAGACUCACGAACGACGCGACGAUUAUAUGGAGACUCGCGAAGGAAUGGACUUGCUCAACGUCAGUUUUAAGGAUUACGUCAUUGCCUUCGCCGACCCAGAUCAUCUACCAUGGUACGUGUCUCAUAUAAUUUUCUGGAUUGCUUCAUUUCUGCUGUUAUCCUGGCCAUUGCGUGUUAUCAUUGAAUACAAGACCGCCUACGUUCAUUAUCAUAUACACAAGUUGUUUGGCACAAAUUACAUUGAUCCGCUCUACGGCCCAGGUACAAUGUCUAGAGUGAGCACAAUGGGAAGUUCGGAGCUAGAGAUGCACAUUAGGAAUAAUUACACGAUGGUACCCAGUUAUUCUGAGGCGCUGCUCAUGGACUCCUCCGUGUAUCCACGAACAAUGCAGGAUGCCAAUGGCAAUAUAACACCGAUGCCGUUCCGAUCCACUCCUCGCAGCAUCACCUUCAGCAGCUUCCUAACGCCGACGCAGAGCAAUGGCUACAUCCACGGGCUGAUGGUAAACGGUGAUGUACAGACUGGCUGCAUACACAACAGAUACUUCACUGUCAGUCGAUCAGCUCAAAACUAUAGCUCACAUUAUAACCCGGGUAGUUUUCCCGAUGGGUUCGACACUCCCACGCAGGGCAGAAGGGGUGGCAGAAAAAAAUGGAAACGGAAAAAGAGAUGGCGAAGCUCGCAUAGUACCCCUGAUAUUCAUCAAAUAACACUAGGUUCACUGUCAUCUCCUGAGUAUGACAAUGUAUGCAUGCUUACGCCACCACUUCCGAUUUCAUCUCGUGUCGCCAGGGUUAGGAACGAACACCCGAGUGCGCAUGACCCUACUUCGUCCACCCCCAGACCAUCUUCAUCAAGCCCUCCAUUGUCCAGUCAAAGAGAGACACACGUGAGAUAUCACUCCGCCACGCGGGAAGUAGAGAUGGUCAUUUCCUCACCGGAAGACCCUCCGCCUCGUUAUGAGGACGCCCUCUGGAUGCAAAGAAUCCCCCGAUCGGCUAGACGGGAGGAAGCAGAAUACCUAAGAGAUUUGGUUCACUGGUUUCGCCAUCUUCUUCAGGGAGCGAAUGACCUUGAGCUGAGGUCAUCAGAGGACGCCAGACACGGUUCAACGAGUUAUCUCGAGUUCCUACCAGAUAUCUCUGAAAUCCCCCCAGUGUAA
Liolophura sinensis is the source of this 1932-nucleotide messenger RNA. RefSeq names its product transmembrane protein 151B-like. NCBI's taxonomy places the organism in Eukaryota, Metazoa, Mollusca, Polyplacophora, Chitonida, Chitonidae. Bases 1 to 1932 code for a protein of 643 amino acids. The transcript has 3 exons. The record is from RefSeq and is a predicted model, not a curated record.